AUGCCUCACGCUCCACGCCAGGGAAACCGCAGGCGGUCACCAGGCCCCAGAGCCAAGGCACAACGCCCUAAGCAGGCACCCCCCGCGAACAAACAGCAUGCCAAUCGCAAGCCCGAAGUCGAAAAGGCCGAAGCCAACCCAAACGACGAAGACUCUGGCCCCAAUCUCGUCAGCACCAUCCCUCUCUCGCUCCAGCAACUUCUGCUGGACGUUUUCAAGACCGCCCUCCUCGGCGAGCCGGCCGCAAAAUCGGAGCCUGUGAACGACGAAACGAACACCGCUGAAUCACAAUCGGAAGAAAAGAAGGAGGAGCAGCUAGAUAUCAAAACUCUUAUUCAGACACUCAAAGGGCUUUUGUAUAAUCGUGACUUUGACUCUGCCUUCGCUGAGGCGAAUGAAGAUCUGCUGCGUGCCUAUGCCCUGCGCUGGAGUGCGUCGCGGUCUCUGGGAUAUGCGGGGCUGUUGAAGGGGAUUUUGACUUGGAUGAGAGAAGAGGAGGGAAAUACACGAGGCCGUGCUAAGUCUCAGAACCCUUGUACUCGUGUUGUCUCCAUCGGUGGCGGUGCGGGUGCUGAGAUCGCUGCUCUUGCCGCUGCGUGGAGAGAUAUGACCCCCACCGGGCAGUCGGUCGAGGAACAACUUGGCAAUGUGUCGUUGGAAGAUGCGGGAACGCAAGGUGAGAAGAGCACAGAGGGCGGAGCCCUCAGUGCACCCAGUCUCUCUGUCAUGGCUGUCGAUAUCGGCAAUUGGUCGAACGUCGUUGAUAGGCUUUCACGAACUAUCACCUCGGCCAAUGUGCCGUUCCCUUCUACAACAAAAUACCGUCCGCCGUUGCUGUCAGAGAAGGUUGCCAGCGAGACCUUCUCGGUGGCGUUCCGACGCGCAGAUGUUCUUACCAUUUCCGAAGACGAUCUUAAGGAAGUGCUCGUUGGUCCUUCCUCGUCCCCUUUCACCUCCAUUCUCGUUCCUAUCAUGUUCACACUGAACGAGCUCUUCUCUACCUCCAUGCCAAAGACUACCGGGUUCCUGCUCCGCAUGACGGAAAUGCUUCCUGCCGGCGCGGUGCUUCUGGUUGUGGAUAGUCCUGGCAGCUAUUCGACUUUGAAGUUAGGCAAAGGCCCAGACGGUGAACCACAAGAAAGAAACUACCCAAUGAAGUUCCUGCUCGAUCACACCCUGUUGAACGUGGCGAAGGGCAAGUGGGAGUGCGUAAACACUCAGGACUCGAGAUGGUGGAGACGGGAUGCGCCGCGUCUGCGGUAUGAGAUUGGCGAAGGAGUCAGCUUGGAGGACAUGCGGUUCCAGAUGCAUGUGUACCGGCGGUUGUAG
Messenger RNA from Penicillium bovifimosum, 1329 nucleotides. Its product is annotated as 25S rRNA (uracil2843-N3)-methyltransferase. Bases 1 to 1329 code for a protein of 442 amino acids. NCBI's taxonomy places the organism in Eukaryota, Fungi, Ascomycota, Eurotiomycetes, Eurotiales, Aspergillaceae. The transcript has a single exon. The record is from RefSeq and is a predicted model, not a curated record.